AUGAUCAAGAGAAGUAAUGCAAGAUCAGAGUUGAGUGUAGAAGACAAAAAGAAGCCCUCUAGCCAAGAAUUAAAAAAUGAUAUAACAGAAGAGCUAGUACAAAAGUUAGAAAAGAUGUUAAUUAUUACAUAUAUAUUAAUGAGUACUGAAAUUGUAAAAAAUACACAAAGGUUUAGUAAAAAUAAUAAACAGAAAAAAAUACCAGUAAGAGCAGAUACAAAUGAAGCCAAC
Molecule: messenger RNA, 231 nt
Organism: Dentiscutata heterogama
Lineage: Eukaryota; Fungi; Glomeromycota; Glomeromycetes; Diversisporales; Gigasporaceae
Source: the annotation of a GenBank genome assembly